AUGGCCACGUGCUCCGUAUGCCAGUCGCCUGACUUCUUCGAAGGGCUCUUUUCGCGCAACCACGCGGAGGAUUGGAACGAGCCAGAGGAGUCCAAACAAUGGGUUGGCAGCGAAGCACAUAAGCCAUUACCAGCAAACUCAUAUGCGCUGGUCAUUGUCGUCUCCUCGUAUGAGGACCCCCAGGUGGGACACAUCAAUGAAUGGACGUUCGAAUUUGGUUUUGUCAUCCCUGGUUCGACAAACACGUGGCAAUCGCUCUUCGAAGCAGACAAGGCGGACCGCAUGAUUCCUGCAAAGCUGCUUAGAUAUUUUGAGCUGACACGCCGAGUUGUCGCAAGUAAUCAGCUACCAGGCCGCAACCGCUCUGCGGUGUAUCCAUUAUUAGGCGGACGAGAAAAGCUCCAUCCGGAUUCUCACCACGCGGAAGUCUAA
This is a messenger RNA of Opisthorchis viverrini, 432 nucleotides long. RefSeq lists its product as hypothetical. The transcript has 3 exons. The record is from RefSeq and is a predicted model, not a curated record. Gene Ontology annotation, cellular component: cytoplasm. Lineage: Eukaryota; Metazoa; Platyhelminthes; Trematoda; Opisthorchiida; Opisthorchiidae. The coding region runs from base 1 to 432 and encodes 143 amino acids.